Molecule: messenger RNA, 330 nt
Organism: Aphanomyces astaci
Lineage: Eukaryota; Oomycota; Saprolegniomycetes; Saprolegniales; Verrucalvaceae
Exons: 1
Coding region: 1-330 (109 amino acids)
Source: RefSeq, a predicted model, not a curated record
AUGACCAGCCGCAGCAGCUCCACGAUCGAGGAAGCACGUCGCAACAGGAUCAGUGAGGACACUCGAACUGGUUAUGCGUCGGGCAUCAAUCAAGUAGUGAAAUGGGCCAAGCUAGUGUACAAGAACAACCUGCUUCGUGAGUCUAGCGAGUCGGCAUGUGGCUAUUCCCUCGACCUAAGUGAAUUCAGCUACAACGACUUUCUCGAGUUCCUGGUAUGGACUGUGCGCAACAAGCCGGCGAUUCAGCCUGGCACACUCAGCAGUUAUCGCAGUGCUACCAAAAGUCUGUAUAAAGACCACAAUCUUGCCAUCCCCGAUGAGUUCACAUGA